Molecule: messenger RNA, 1602 nt
Organism: Guyanagaster necrorhizus
Lineage: Eukaryota; Fungi; Basidiomycota; Agaricomycetes; Agaricales; Physalacriaceae
Product: alpha/beta-hydrolase
Exons: 11
Coding region: 1-1602 (533 amino acids)
Source: RefSeq, a predicted model, not a curated record
AUGUCGGACCUGGGACCUGUCGUUGACCUGGGAUACACAGCUUUUGCUGGAAAUGACACGUCUCCAAGUGGCAUACAACAUGGACCAGUCGUCUUCUUCGGGGGUAUUCCCUAUGCUCAACCACCGGUACACGCUCUUCGGUGGAGAGCUCCUCAACUAUUGGAUGAGAGUAUUGUCACGAGCGAGAUCGUGGACGCGAGGAAUUGGGGACCGCCUUGUUUACAAGUCCCAGCAAUGGUGGGUGUUGGUUCAGAAGAUUGUUUGACGUUAAAUGUGUGGAAGCCCAGAAAUGCAAGCAAAGGUGAUGAACUUCCUGUGGCUGUCUACAUACAUUCGCCUCAAGGGUUCCCAUUAUAUGAUUGGGUCGAACAACAUCACAGUGGAUUGGUUGGCGUCUCCAUCGCGUAUCGACUCGGGAUUUUAGGAUUCUUAGGCGGGCAUUUGAUUGCCGCCGAUGGAGAUUUGAAUGUCGGCCUUUUAGAUCAACGCGCGGCUCUGGAGUGGAUAAAACGAAAUGUACAUAACUUUGGUGGCAACCCCGACAGCGUCACUAUAUACGGUGAAAGUGCCGGAGGCGCAAGCGUAAUGAUGCAAAUUACGGCCUAUGGCGGAACGCGAGCCCUCCCCUUCAAACGAGCAGUAGCGCAAUCCAUCGCAUUCGGGCCCACACGUACAGAUGUCGAGGUCGAACAAAGCUUCAGUAACGUCGCGCAACUCGUCGGAUGUCCGUCGCAUGGCACGGAUGCUUUGAAAUGUCUUCGAAAUGCAUCUCUUGGUGCUAUCGUCAGCGCAAGCAAUCGCCUUCCGAGCACAGAACCUUCACAGUUCGCGCCAGUGGUAGAGGGACCGGCAGGUUUCAUGCCUGGGCUUCCAACUCGAUUGAUAGCAUCUGGAAAAUUUAUCCCUGUGGAGUACAUUGGAGGCCAUUGCACUGGAGAUGGUCGUACCUUCACUCUCGGCCAGCCCAGUGACUUCCAAACUGAUGAAGAUAUCAAGAAAUUACUCCUCUAUUGGUGGCCAGCCCUUUCCAACGCUACCUUAUACAAGACAUUGAAAUUGUACCCCUCACCAGAUGUUCCUGGAAGCCCAUUCUCCACGCAAUGGAAUCGCGUGUCGACGAUUGCGAGAGAUAUCGAUUUCUGGUGCUUAAACUGGUUUCUUGCUGAAAAAUUGGCCGAUCACGGCGUGGAUAACGUGUAUUCUUAUGCAUGGGACGCACCGGACACGGUGUUAUACGAGGCCCAGCCUUAUCUUGGCGCCAUGCAUACUUCGGAUGUUUACUAUCUCUUUUCCGGAACAAAUACAUUUGGAAAUGCGGGUAAUACGUUUAACCCAUUCAAUGCCAGCGAGGCUAUCCUUUCCAAAGAAGCCAUAGCAUAUUGGACAACGUUUGCUUCAACCGGAGACCCGUCUUCGUUCAAAGGUACUGCUUCUGCCUCCUGGGAAAAGUAUGUCGUGCGUAAUAGGACUCGACAACGGAUGGUCUUCAUUCGAGGAGACGAUACAAUGACUGCGUCACGGAUGAAGACAAUCACUAGCGUUGAAAUCGAUCGGUGUAAAUUUUGGAUGAGUGAAGAUACAAUAGCCGAGUUGCGAAUCUAA